Molecule: messenger RNA, 912 nt
Organism: Penicillium hordei
Lineage: Eukaryota; Fungi; Ascomycota; Eurotiomycetes; Eurotiales; Aspergillaceae
Exons: 2
Coding region: 1-912 (303 amino acids)
Molecular function (GO): nucleic acid binding
Source: RefSeq, a predicted model, not a curated record
AUGGAGACUUUGGAGACGAUUAACCCCUUCACGCUAGCCCCGUGGGCGGAACGCGUGCAGGCCGAUGGUGGUGAACAGCUUGAGGGCCCGGCCGAAGCGGGCGGGUGCAUGCAGGUCGCGGUUAGCAGUUCGGCACGGAACGAGCUGCUCAAACACAAAGCGCUAUCCAGAACCUUGGCCGCAAGAGCAGAGCAGAAUCCAUUCUCUGCGGAACUGGCAGCCAUGGCACACGUAUUGAGCACGGUGCCAGGGCUGAAAGACUACAGGAUCACACUGCUCACAAGCAACAAAGCGGCGGUUCUCACACUCAGAAACCCUCGACAGCAAUCUGGCCAGGAAUUCGUCUGUCGGAUAUACAAGUUGAUUAAAAGGUUGCAGAGAAACCGAAACCAUGUUCAAUUCCGCUGGGUUUCUGCCAGUGAAGACAACAAGAUGCUAGGCCUGGCUAAAGUACAGGCUAGAGCCGCGACACAAGAAGACGCCCUCCUACAAGAAAGCGCCCCAAGGAUGAAAUCGACCACACUGAAUCUCGCACGGUCUCAAGCAGUCCCUAGAAAUACCCUGCCAGUGGACGUCGGAAAGCACGCCAAACGAGUAGAUGCAGCACUCCCAGGAAAACACACGCGACUGCUGUAUGAUCGCUUGUCAUGGAAGGAAGCGACCGUGCUAGCCCAACUCCGGACGGGCAUGGCGAGACUGAAUGGAUACCUCUAUCGAAUCAACGCGGCCGCCACUGAUCAGUGUGCAUGCGGACAGGCCAAGGAAACUGUGGAGCACUUCCUCUUACGAUGUCGGAAGUGGAACGCACAUCGGACGGAGAUGCUACAAGUACCGACAUCCACCGAGGGAAUCUAUCCUUCUACCUGGGAGGGAAGUCGCCCUCCGACGAUCAAAAGUGGACGCCAAACUUAG